Arabidopsis thaliana (thale cress) is the source of this 435-nucleotide messenger RNA. RefSeq lists its product as uncharacterized. The transcript has a single exon. Bases 1 to 264 code for a protein of 87 amino acids. NCBI's taxonomy places the organism in Eukaryota, Viridiplantae, Streptophyta, Magnoliopsida, Brassicales, Brassicaceae. The record is from RefSeq and is marked reviewed.
AUGGAUUCAUCGGCGGACAUAGCAAUAUUAGUGGCAGAUGAAUGUAACCAAAAGGUGAAUACAACGGCAGAGAAAGCAUCGAAUACAGCGGAGGUUGGGUGGUUGAUGAUGUUUGGGAUUGAGGAGAAGAAGAUUGAAAGUCUGAUGAGGAAAUUUGAAGCUAAAUCUCAGUUUGCUGUGGCGGUUUCUAGUGGCUUUUUUCUGCUUAACUAUGUUUCAUCCUUGUACUAUAAGUCACGUUUGAACCUCAUGCUGGAAAUCUAGUUUAGGCAUGAUGUUACUUUCAUUUGCUUCUCUAAUCACCAGAGGGCAUGUUGCUUUAAGUUUCGAGUUCUACAAGCUUUGGUUUUAUACUCUUUUGGGUUAGUUUUUAAGUACAGUUUCUUGUAAGUUAAUGGAAACGGUGUCGUAGUAAGAAAAAACAAAUCAUCGUAG